CUAAAACUCAUUCCACACUUUUGCCAAGCUUGUCUCAACAAAGUUUAGUUCGCUGAAUUUACAUAAAUAUAUGCAUUAAUUUGCAUUUAAUAAAACAAAGUAUUUUCAUUCGUUGAAAAAAUUGAAAAAUGGCGCUUUCCUGCCCCCUCCCACCCGGCGGAUGGACCACCCACUUCAACUCAAUUCCCGAUUUCUGCUGUGCCAAGCGUGCCUUUGACGAGAGGGGGGUGCGAAAUCUGAUUGAUGAAUUUAAGCGAAUCUUCCUCGAUCACGACGUGCAGGAGGAGUACGGUUUAAUCAUGAACCAUCGCCACUUUCUACUCGAAGAGAACGAAAUCCUCGUGGAAACUUUGAAGCAGGAUGGAAACAUUAGUGUCGCGUUUCCUUGGAGGGUCAAAGACGGUGAAGCCCACCCAACCCCGAAUUCAGAAUGGGAUCAAUAUAACUUAACAAGAAAAGAGUUCAUCAUCCCACAAACGUGGAAAUUCGAUCAGCACGGGAGCCUAAUUCCGUACGAAUUUUUAGCGUCCGAUUCCCCUCAACCCGAACCAAGUCGACCAUUUGUGGCUGUAUUGUUUGAAGUAAUGCGGCAACACGGGGUUCAGGACGCGUUGGGACUUCGUCGUCUCGAUGGCGACAGAAACGGGGAAGCGUUUGAAGUGACCCCGGAAGGACGUCGAGUCAGCGUCACCACGAUGGGAAGCAAACCUGAUAAUAUUUCCGGCACGGUGGGCAAAGUCUUGUGGUAUUUUACAAAAGAUGGAAAUACAGAGGAAGCAAUGGCGUGUACCAGAUGUGGACAGUGUGUUGUAUGCUGUGUUAUUAUGUAAAUAUGUUGUAUAUUUAUAAGUCACAUACAUAUACAUAUUUUAUGUGUAUUUACAAACGUGUGUACAAGUAUGCAAGAGGAAAAUAAAUUUGAAAGGAAAUUUUCCUAUGUGUAAAUUUAUCGUAAAGUAACCAUUUAAUAAUUGACACACGUUUGGAAAUUUAAAAUAAUUGAUGAAAUAAUGUGUUCUAAAUUCUAAACUGAUUUAUGCAUGUGAUUUUUAUAAAAAUAGAUUCCCUAAAUUCUUCAAAUUAUUGACGAAAACGAUGAUAUUUGGGGUAAUUAUGAAUACAAAAUAAUUAUGGAUCAUCACAUGAAAUACUAGCGUUUGAAUGAUAUCUACACAUUUCUACUGUUUAAUAUAGGCUUUCAAUUGCGCAAACUAUUUAUGAAUGGUUGAAUAAAAUAAUUACCGGUCUAGUUAG
Messenger RNA from Folsomia candida, 1254 nucleotides. RefSeq lists its product as uncharacterized. Bases 129 to 830 code for a protein of 233 amino acids. Lineage: Eukaryota; Metazoa; Arthropoda; Collembola; Entomobryomorpha; Isotomidae. The transcript is spliced from 3 exons. The record is from RefSeq and is a predicted model, not a curated record.